Molecule: messenger RNA, 339 nt
Organism: Rangifer tarandus platyrhynchus (Svalbard reindeer)
Lineage: Eukaryota; Metazoa; Chordata; Mammalia; Artiodactyla; Cervidae
Source: the annotation of a GenBank genome assembly
AUGGCAACACAGCAUUUUAAGAGAAACCUCCUUUUAAAUUUGCAUAGAGAAGAAAAAAUAUCUCUGGUUUGUUUCCUCCUGCUGCUUAAGAAAGAUAAAAAUGUCUGGCCCUUGCAGCCUCCUUCCUCCGUUUGGAGACCCCUGGCCUUCCUGCCUGUUACCCUCUCACCCGGGUCUUCGUUGCUGGAGUGGGCUUUCUCUAGUUACCACGAGCAGGGGCUGCUCUUAGUUGUGGUUCAUGGGCGUCUCAUUGUAGUGGCUGCCCUGUUGCAGAGCGCAGGCUCGAGGCACACAUGCUCAAUUGUUGCAAGCUUGGGCUUUACUUGCUCUGCGACAUAG